GAAUGGUUUAAGAACUAACAAAGUCCACAGUUGCUCAUUGGAUAUUUUUAUUUUAUAAGCGUUCGAUAUGUGUAUAUACCCUAUUUCCGGAUUAUACAACAAGCGGAUAUAUAUGGAUAAAUAUGGAAUCUUAUUAAUAAAAGCUUAGAGAACAACAGUGUCAACUGACGAACAUUAUGGCUACAGCCUAUAGGCAAACACACGACCAUCCAAAGGAAUAUUUCGUAGAAACGGAUACGGAUACGGAAGACUCCGAUUUCGACGAUUUCGUUUGUUCAGACUCCGGAAAAAGUUUGGAUGCAACGAUUUUUGCUGAUUUGGAACAAUUGUUCCAAUCUCAGGGGUCUGAAAAAAAUGAUCAGCCAGGAAAACUCCUCUGCGAAGUUCAAACUGAAGAAAAUAUAGCGGAAAUUUUCGCGGAAAUACGAAAGGAAUAUAAACCAACAGAGGCUGAAUGGAGAGUUUCCAAUAUUGACGAAAGGAAAGAUCAUGAAGCAGCCAGCCUCUUAGAUGACGCCUUUGAAUCCCUAAGCUCGGAGGUGGAAAAAAGCGGAAGUAUUGAGGGCUGUUCCUCUUGUGCUGAAUCAGUUAAUGUGUUGGAUGUUUCGCAGUUUAAAAAGGGACAACACAUUUCAAUGCCAGUAUCAUGUGAAUCAAGGACCGAUUGA
Molecule: messenger RNA, 668 nt
Organism: Mya arenaria
Lineage: Eukaryota; Metazoa; Mollusca; Bivalvia; Myida; Myidae
Exons: 4
Coding region: 177-668 (163 amino acids)
Source: RefSeq, a predicted model, not a curated record